Messenger RNA from Paraphaeosphaeria sporulosa, 1251 nucleotides. RefSeq lists its product as uncharacterized. The transcript is spliced from 2 exons. The record is from RefSeq and is a predicted model, not a curated record. The coding region runs from base 1 to 1251 and encodes 416 amino acids. Lineage: Eukaryota; Fungi; Ascomycota; Dothideomycetes; Pleosporales; Didymosphaeriaceae.
AUGGAAGAUGAAGACACUUCAGAAGGAAUUGAAUACAAUGACCUGGACGCUGCAGAAAGUGCGAUCCGGCAGAGUACGCUGCAGUCGCACCGGAAGGUUGGCAAGGUUCCUGAGGAAUCCGUUAUCAAAAUCAUCAACGAGAGCAUGGAGACUUUCGCGAAUAAAUGGUCUCCAGCCAAAGAUUUAGAGCUGGUGUCUAAUGCCGACGAGCAAUCUCUUGAUCCAAUUCGUCUAUGGGAGGACGCCGAAGCUCUCGGUCGCAGAGAAGUACUAGUAGAAAAGUACAAAUUCGAUAUUCAACUAUACGAGAGCAAGCUAGACACUCUGGCAGCUGAGAUCUGCAAGAUCCCUCAGAGCUCCGAGAUGCAGGUCCGUCACCACUGUAGAAAUCUCGAGAUGCAUGUGCAUAAUCUCGAACGCACAAAAUGGUUCUUGUCCAUAUACGGAUUACCUCCAGCAGCAUCUGAGCAUGGCAGUACUGAGGAGCAGCACGCAAAUAUGACGCCAGGACCAGCUCGGCAGCAUUUUGAGGUCAUUGAUCUGGGAUCAAGUUCAGAAUCCUCAGAUGGCGAUGACAGAGAGAUGCUUAUUAUCUCAUCGAUUGAAUCGAACGGGAACCUGCUUUCGUCGGUCGCACGAAAUCCAAGCUCAAGGUCACAAUUGCAACAACCCCUCAGAAAUAGGCCUGAAGUAGCGUCCAUUUUGACGGUCUCAAGCUGGAACAUGGAAGACCUAGUUGCUACCAUGGAUCGUAAGAGAGUCAUAAUGAAAGUAAUGCUCGACAUGGGUUCCCAAGAGCGUGAGAUGAUUCACAACAGGAUUAGAGCCUUAAAGAAGUCGAAUCUCCUCAAGGAAAUCAGCACGUGCAUCGAUAUGCUAUUUCACAAUGAGCAGAAGAUGCUGGGUGUAUUGCCAUCAGACCUGCCAAAGAUCAGGACCAUCACCAAUUUCUUCCUCUGCUGGUGGUUCGCCGAUAACUAUAUGUACAAAUUGCCCACUGAAGAACAACUCCACGAACUGGCGACCGAGCUUUACCAGACCGAUGAUCUUGAGCUCUUCUACGACUGGGUACAUUACAUUCUACAUAAAACCUUCAGCGAAGAAGCAUUCCGGAAUGCGCACGCCCCUUCAAAGGAGGAGGUCAUCGUCAUAUCUGACGACGAAGACCAAGCUAUCAAGUCACCACCAGCACAGAGGAAGUCUCAAUCGAAACGAGUGCAAUCACGGCGUAAAACUGUAAUUCUAGAUUAA